AUGAAGAACAACAGCUAUCGUGUCCAUUUUGCUGCGCCAGGCUCUUCCUCGACCAGGCCUGCCACUUCCUCAGUUGCGCCUACUUCUGUUGGUGCGCCUGCCUCUUCCUCAGUUGCACCUGCACACUCUUCCUCAGUUGCACCUGCUGGUGCGCCUGCCGUUGCUGCACAGAUGGCAACUAAUGUUGACAUUAGUGACUCAAAGCUUUGGCCUGAUUUUGUAACUAAAGUUUUCAUUGACAUUAUGGUUGAUGAAGUUACAAAAGGAAAUAUGCCAAAUGGUGUGUUUCAUAAUAGAACAUGGACCUCAAUGACUACUAGGUUGAGUUGUAUAACUAGUCGAUCAUUCAAAGCUGGACAACUAAAGGCAAAAAUGCAUAGGCUGCGAGCUAUGUAUCGUGAGUUCUAUUCCCUCUUGCAAAAUACUGGAUUUGGGUGGAAUGCUGAAACCAACACAGUUACUGCUAGUGAAGAGGUCUGGAGAAAUUAUCUGAAGGUACAUGAUAAAGCUUCUCAAUUUCAAAAGAAAGGGUGUGAUCAUUAUAAGUUGUUGGAGAUGAUAUUCAACAAAAAUAAUGCAACUGGAGUACUUCAUCACUCAUCUACCCAAGAUCCACCAAAUACUGAUGAAGAAAAUGAGCUUGACAAUCAAUACCUUAACAAUGGGAGUGCGAGUCAUGUACGUGUUGAUAAUGAUAGUUCAGAUGAUGAUCUACAUGAAGUGGAGCACAUCACACGUAGUGGAAAGAAACAAGUUCAAGUACGAUCCAGGAAAGAGUCUACAUCACAUAUGAUGGGAGAGGCACUUUCAGCAUGGGCUAAAGCAUCUUUGGCAAAAGCUGAGAGGUAUAGGGAUAGGAGUGUGGAGGCUACUUCACGUGUAACAUCAGACUGCUCUCUUACUAAGUGUGUGGCUAUUCUAGAUGAGAUGGAAGACAUUGCUCAUGAUGUAUAUGGAAAAGCUUUGGAAAAGUUUAUGAAUCCUGAUUGGAGAGAAGUGUUCAUCGCCAUGUCUCUUGAGAGGAAACGUGGAUGGGUACUUAGACUUUAA
Molecule: messenger RNA, 1050 nt
Organism: Vicia villosa (hairy vetch)
Lineage: Eukaryota; Viridiplantae; Streptophyta; Magnoliopsida; Fabales; Fabaceae
Product: L10-interacting MYB domain-containing protein-like
Exons: 3
Coding region: 1-1050 (349 amino acids)
Source: RefSeq, a predicted model, not a curated record